Molecule: messenger RNA, 1344 nt
Organism: Acipenser ruthenus (sterlet)
Lineage: Eukaryota; Metazoa; Chordata; Actinopteri; Acipenseriformes; Acipenseridae
Product: spexin-like
Exons: 5
Coding region: 111-419 (102 amino acids)
Molecular function (GO): neuropeptide hormone activity
Source: RefSeq, a predicted model, not a curated record
AAUCAGAGCUCCCAUUGUAUCCGAGUAGUUUGAGUUCGCUACCACUAGUUCACUAGUGGGCACGGUGGGUCUCUAACAGCUACUAAGGAACGCCACCAAUUUUUGCAGAAAUGAACAACAGAACCACUUUUAUGUGCACAUGUACAGUUGUAUUACUGUUUCUGGUGGCAGAAACACGAUGUGCUUCAAAGAGCAGAGUCAAUGCAAAAAACUGGGGUCCACAAGCAAUGAUGUACCUUAAAGGACGAUACGGCAGGAGAUAUGCGUCAGAUUAUGAUGAAGAGGAUCAGUUUUACAAAUUUGACGCGAAUAACUUGAAUAUGCUUCUCAAAGGAUACCGAAAAUCAAGAGCAAUAGGAUUCAGAAACAUCAGAAGAAUGUUAACAGCUGAAAAUAUAGAGAUACGAUAUCUGGAAUAACAAAACAAUCAUUACUGGUCUUCAGUUUUCUUGUUCAUAAGUGAAGAAGCACACUUAUUGUUUGUGCAGCAACAAUAACGUGGUCUUUGUACAUGUUACCAACCACGUUUUCAUCUUGAAACAAAUUACUGUUUUGUAUUCGUACUGUAUAAACCUAUGGGCAUUUCCCUGUAUUAGCGGCAUAAUGCAUUUUCUUUUUUGCUUCAAAGGUUGUAUAAUGCCUUUUAAAAUGUUUGAGUAAAAGAUUAUUUAGGGUUAGUUUUUAUUUGGGCAUUCUUAUUUGUAUUAUUGAAUUACAGUAACUGUGUUUGGUAAUAGAUGUUGUAUGAUAUGUGUGUUCUAGACAAACACAUCAACUGUAACUAGCUAAAUAAGGGAGAAAACAUAUGUGGACUGUGUAUUAAGCUAUACUCACAUUAAAUUAGCAAUAUAGAGCAUUUUGUGGGCUUACAUGCCUUUUUUCUAAUGGAGGUUUCCAUAAUACAUCUGUGCCACGCAGAGGGGUCUCGUAUAUAUAAGUUGUCCCCGGUUGAACUGACAUGUUACUUGUAUUUGUAUACAGUUGGGUCAUGAACCCUGCAACUCAACUGCUACCAACCCAGCAAGGUGCCUGUGGGGUUGAGUUUUUACUACACAACCUCAAACUAACACUCACCUUAUCUUGUGUGCAAAUUACCCACAAACAUAAUCAUAAUGACACAGGCACUUUAUAUGGACAAUCAGACAAUAUCCAACCACAUAGUCAUGAAGCUGCUUCAGUGGUGAGAGACCUCAACUUGAACCCACCACUAAUGUAGCCUGUGGUCGCAUAUAGGGCUAGGCUAAUAUAAUAAAAACAUUUAAUCUGUAUUGUCGAAUUGCUUUCAAAGUUCUAAAACAGCUGACAGUAAUGAAAAAAAAUACGUUGUGGCGGUACAUGUCUGUC